CAUAAAAAUCACUGUCCUUCAAUGCUGGCCGUUCAGAAGGCCAUACAAAUCUGCCCUCUGUCCUCUUCCUUCAUCAGAAGAAUAGCUAUGAUGGAGACACUCGAUUUUCUAUACCCAUCCUCUUCCUUCAUCACAACCAUGUCUAUGAUAAAUAUUCUAGGAUUAUCCUUCUUUGGAUUCCUUGAAAUGAUGGGAAUUAAUCUUCAGUAUUCCAAAUUAUGGAAUCCUAAUUCCAAGAGAAUCAAAGUCUCCAGCAGAACGGGGAUGCUUCUACUGUACACUCCGGCCUUUCUGGUGGGUUUUGCUUCCUUUUGGAUUUUCCCAGAAAAAGGUUUCCGACCUCUGUUGGUCACUACAGCUCUUACCAUCCAUUUCUUCAAGAGAGUUUUGGAGGUGCUGUUUGUACACAAAUACAGUGGUGGCAUGGUCCUGGAUUCUAUCAUUCUCAUCUCUUCUGGCUAUUCUACCACCACUGCAACCAUGAUCCAUGCCCAACACAUUGCUCAAGGGUUUAUGGAGCCAGCAAUUGAUCUCAAAUGCCCUGGGAUUCUACUGUUUUCAGUGGGAAUUUGUGGUAAUUUUUACCACCACUACCUCCUUUCCAAACUAAGGGGAAAAGGAAUGUGAAGAAACUAUAUGAUCUGAUGAUGCUUGCGUCUCUUGGGAGUUGGAUGACACAACUCUAAUGGCAUCAACAUUGAAUAAUUCAUUAUCUUGAAGCCAACAAAGAUCAAGGGGGAGGAGGGGAUCUUCUUUCUCCGCAAUCCAUUCAUCAUCGGAAUCAAUCUCCUCUACCAAGAUUGGAUCAACAUGUUGUUUCCUUUGUAGACUUCGCUCUCUCAAUCUAGUGUUGUACCUUACAUACACUAGAGCAUUCAACCUUUGAUGUUCAAGUCUAUUUCUUUUUUUUGUAUGGAUCUACAAAUAAUAAAAGAAACAAUUUUAUGUGUUAAAAUGAAAUAAA
Vitis vinifera (wine grape) is the source of this 964-nucleotide messenger RNA. RefSeq lists its product as uncharacterized. The record is from RefSeq and is a predicted model, not a curated record. The coding region runs from base 22 to 627 and encodes 201 amino acids. The transcript is spliced from 3 exons. Gene Ontology annotation, molecular function: oxidoreductase activity. Lineage: Eukaryota; Viridiplantae; Streptophyta; Magnoliopsida; Vitales; Vitaceae.